Messenger RNA from Sus scrofa (pig), 3040 nucleotides. RefSeq names its product tubulin tyrosine ligase like 13 (gene TTLL13). The record is from RefSeq and is a predicted model, not a curated record. Lineage: Eukaryota; Metazoa; Chordata; Mammalia; Artiodactyla; Suidae. Gene Ontology annotation, molecular function: tubulin binding; tubulin-glutamic acid ligase activity. Gene Ontology annotation, biological process: protein polyglutamylation; microtubule cytoskeleton organization. Gene Ontology annotation, cellular component: ciliary basal body.
GCAAUGCUGGAUCCUUAACCCACUACGUGAGGCCAGGGAUCAAACCCGCAACCUCAUGGUUCCUAGUCAGAUUUGUUUUCGCUGUGCUAUGGUGGGAACUCCCCUCUUUGCUUGCUUUUUGAGAGGGUCUCUUACUAAAGGGUUUUGGUCUUGAUCUAAGGUAAUCAAAAUUAACCCCUAAUUAAAACCUUGAAGAGUUUUUAAUUGGGGUUAAUAAAUUUCCAUUUUAGGGAGAAUACUUAAGUUGCAAUCAAUGGAUGGAUGAAUGAAGGAGGAAAGAAAAGAAUCAGGGAAUCCAAUGAAGAGGUGGUUGAACAGGCAGGUUCCCUGCUGGUGGAAUGGUUAAGAUUAGGGACUUUCACUGCUGUGGCCUUUCACUGGCUGGUCUGGGAACUUGAGAUCCCACAUCAAGCCAGCUGCAUGCAGCAGACAAAAAAAAAAAGUUGCUGAAUGGUGACAGUUCAGGCAAGAAGUGAUGAUUCAGGUUCUAGAACAGUGCCUGGAACAUUAAAUAUUUGUUAAAAGUGUUAGAAAAAUGUGCAUCCUGGAAGGAAGACAGGGAAUUCCAAAGCAUUUCGAGGGGAUAAUUUUUUUUUUUUUUUUGCUUUUGAGGGCCACACCUGCGGCAUGUGACAGUUCCCAGGUUAGGAGUUGACUCAGAGCCACAACUGCAGGCCUACACCACAACCACAACAACUCGGAAUCCAAGCCACAUCUGCGACCUCCACCACAGCUCACAGCAACACCAGAUCCUUAACCUACUGAGCAAGGCCAGGGAUCAAACCUGCAUCUUCAUACACACUAGUUGGAUUCUUAAACAGCUGAGCCACAAGGAGGACUCCAUGUAAUCUUGAUGUGACAGAUUGGGCCAAGUUUGCUGGAAGUGUGAUGGUGGAUAGUGAACGGGAAGGGGAGGCAACAGUGAAGGAGCAGUGGAGGGCAUGUGUGCUAAUAACGGCUGUCCUCAAGACAUAGUUACUAAAAAAAAUAAUAACAAAGAAAGAAAAUAAAUAAAUAAAAUGAAACGCAACCAAAUGUUUGUCCCUAACGCUAAGUUGCCCAAAUUCGAGGAUUGGCCUGCGGGGGUCAAGAAAGGUUGGGGUUGGAGCUUUGCAAACGUGAGAAAGCGGAAGGACUACAAGUUCCAUGAUGCAUCCAGAAAAAGCCUCGAGCGCCAGGGGCGUGAUUGCACUUCCACCGCCACCGCAAAGGGCAAACGUUUUUGGCGACAUCCCAAGAUGGCCUCGGGGGCAACACAAGUGGGUGUGGUUCUCGGGGAGGCCACGCCCACAGAACGCUACUCCAAUAGGGGCCGCCUUGGUGUCCCUGGCGACGGCGGCGGUGGCUGCCGGUUUGCUUCCGGAGGCGCCGCCCGCCGCCGCCGCGGUCUCUGAGCUAGGCGCGCACCCCGUUGGCGGUGGGGAGCGGGCUCCCCCUUGCGUUCGGCGGGCACAGCCUGUCCUGUGGAGCAAGGAGGCUGUCCCGGAGGCCCAUCAACCUCGGGAAAGAGCAGGAGCCGGCCGAAGGGCGGACAUGAGCGACCAGCAGAGUCCAGCACCGAGCCGAUAGGGGCGAACCCAGCAGCCCCUAAGUUCUCUCCCGCACCUCAGAAUCUAAGAGGAUGGAACCAAAUACCUGUAAGACCAGUGAGUCAGAGGAAGACUGUGUUGAAGAAGAGGAAUCCGAGGAGGAAUGUGUUAAAGAGGAUGUUACCGUCACUUCUAACCCUUCUCAACAGGCACUCUCAAAGGCUGACUGUAAUGCGUUUAAGAAUGGAGUUCCCUUAUCUAUUAUAGCCAAGAAAAUACCAAAGGAAAUCAUCCCAACUGACCUAGAUGACUUAGAAGUUGGAAGGAGAAAGAGAAGGCGGAAACGCAGACCCCUGGCCAUCAACUUGACCAACUGCAAGUAUGAGAGUGUGCGUCGUGCAGCUCAAAUGUGUGGCCUGAAGGAGGUGGGGGAGGACGAAGAAUGGACUGUGUAUUGGACAGACUGCUCUGUCUCAUUGGAACGAGUCAUGGACAUGAAGAGAUUUCAGAAAAUCAACCACUUCCCUGGCAUGACAGAAAUCUGCCGCAAAGAUCUGCUGGCUCGGAACCUCAACCGCAUGCAGAAACUCUACCCCGCUGAGUACAACAUCUUCCCCCGCACCUGGUGCCUCCCAGCAGACUAUGGGGACUUCCAGUCCUACGGUCGUCAGCGGAAAACCCGCACUUAUAUCUGCAAGCCAGACAGUGGCUGUCAGGGACGUGGCAUCUUCAUCACCCGAAAUCCACGGGAGAUUAAGCCAGGAGAGCAUAUGAUCUGCCAGCAGUACAUCUCCAAGCCCUUCCUCAUUGAUGGCUUCAAGUUUGAUAUGCGAAUUUAUGUCCUGAUCACAUCCUGUGACCCUCUUCGGAUCUUCAUGUAUGAAGAGGGCCUGGCUCGCUUUGCCACCAUGCCCUAUGUGGAGCCCAGCCACAGCAACCUGGAUGAUGUCUGCAUGCACCUGACCAACUAUGCCAUCAACAAACACAGUGAGAACUUUGUCCAGGAUGACACCAUGGGCAGUAAGAGGAAGCUGUCGACGCUCAAUGCCUGGCUUCGAGAGCACAGCUAUGAUCCCCGAGAGCUGUGGGGGGACAUUGAGGACAUCAUCAUCAAAACCAUCAUCUCGGUACAUUCUGUUCUUCGCCACAACUACCGAACCUGUUUUCCCCAACAUCUGAGUGGAGGUACAUGUGCCUGUUUUGAGAUCCUUGGUUUUGACAUCUUGCUGGACCACAAGCUGAAGCCCUGGCUUCUGGAGGUGAGGAUUAUUUCCUUGGCUUUGCAAAACCAAGGUCCGCCCCUGAACAGGACACCCGGAACAGGAGUGUACUCAAGUGGUGGAACAGAGAAUGGGGGUUGCAGAGGCACUGGGGUGGAAAGGAACUAGCAGAGGGCAUGAGAUAUCUGUACUUUCGGGAGUCCCCGCUGUGGUGCAGUGGAAUUAGUGGCAUCUUGGGAGUGCUGGGACUCGGGUUCGAUCCCCAGCCCAGCACAGUGAGUUAAGGAUCCA